AUUACACCCAAGUACAAAUUGUCAUCACAAAUUCAACAAUAGCUCGUUUUUUUUCCAUUUACAUUUCAUAUUAAGGGAUCAGCUGGACCAUGAUGUGCGACGUAGGAUUGCCGUGCGUAUAUGAUCCGGGUCAGUGCACGGCUCCGGCCAACGUGAAGCCGCGCUUGUUCACGAUCAUGCUGCUCCAUUGCUGGCAGCGGGAGUACGACAAGCGGCCGUACAAGAAGUUCCAGUUCCGGAGACUGGACUUUGAGGAGCGUAUUGGCCGGAGAUACCAUUGUAUUCGUGACUUUCGCAUCAUCGUGAACUUUCUGUUGCGCCGAUCCCUGCUGGAGGUGUCCAUCUGGAGCGUGGUGGUUAGCAACUGGGAUGCAAAACUGCUGCAGGAGUUUGCCCUCUCGCUGAUUCGCGUGUGGAAGAUCGAGCUGAAGCUCAUGCAGCUGCCAACCGAGUUCUUUGUGAUGUUGCGCCUCAAUGCGGCAAAGAUGGAGGUCGUCGAGCUCAGUUUGGAGGGCACGCCCCUCAGCGAUCAGAAUGUUCGUAUGCUGCGAGAAUUCUUGCUGGUCAACAAGACCCUGCACACCCUCAACGUGUCCCACUGCAGUCUUACCCAGUACAACUUCGCCCUUAUAGCCGAUGGCGUCCACAAGUCGGGUGUGCGCAGCCUGAAUGCCAGCCGCCUCCUGGGCCUCAAGCUCAGCCUGGACACGGAAAAGAUGGCCUCAAUAAUUGGCUCUCUUCUGAUGCAGAACCACCUAGUUGUGCUCACGCUGCAGCACUGCGAGUUCACGGCCCAGGACAUGCAGCCCAUUUCCGAGUAUCUGUACGGAAGCAAGUGCGCAUUGCGCGAGCUCAAUCUGGCCAGCAAUCUGAUUGCCGCCGAUGGCACCCUUUUCCUAAUGCGAGGCAUUGCGCAGGGUGGCGGCCUGGAGCUGCUGGACAUUAGCUGCAACAGUAUUGGCACCCAUGGCGGUGAAUGGAUCGCCAUGUAUCUCAGCUCGUGCCGUAUGCUGCAGCAUUUGUAUCUAAACUACAACGACAUUGGAGAGUCCGGCAUCAAUCUCAUUCUGCUCACCAUCAAGAAGGAGUCAAAGAUGAAGCGCCUGAAUCUCUAUGGCAACAGUUUCGAUUCUCGCUCGGCCAUGAUCGUGCGGCGAUUACUGGACGCAGAGGUGCUGUUCCACGAGGAAAUCGAUAUAAGUUAUACCUACGAUGAGGCCCUGCAGGACUAUCGCAUUGUGCCAUGGCGUUGACAGGAGAAA
This is a messenger RNA of Drosophila pseudoobscura, 1262 nucleotides long. RefSeq names its product leucine-rich repeat-containing protein 34. Lineage: Eukaryota; Metazoa; Arthropoda; Insecta; Diptera; Drosophilidae. Bases 90 to 1253 code for a protein of 387 amino acids. The record is from RefSeq and is a predicted model, not a curated record. The transcript is spliced from 2 exons. Gene Ontology annotation, molecular function: protein binding.